This is a messenger RNA of Striga hermonthica, 2412 nucleotides long. The record is from the annotation of a GenBank genome assembly. Lineage: Eukaryota; Viridiplantae; Streptophyta; Magnoliopsida; Lamiales; Orobanchaceae.
AUGGCAAAGCCGCCUCAAGUUUUCUUCCUUGAGGAGUGGUUGAGGAGCACUAUCAAUAAGAAUCGGUCAGCACAUCCGUCUUCUCCUUCAUCUGCUCAAGCCAUAAUCCAAGCUUGGGCUGACCUUAGAGAGUCAAGUCAACAUCGGUCCUUUGAUACCCGUCACCUCCAAGCUUUGAAGACCCUUGUCGACUCUCAAUCCGUUCUUUACGUUGCAGACCCACAAGCAAAGCUUAUAACUUCUAUUUUGUCUUUAUCUUCACAUGGUCUCUCUCUCCCAGAGGAAUCUUUUCCCUUACUCAUAAGGCUUCUUUAUGUCUGGGUAAGGAAAUCGAGACAAGCUUCUUCGGUUGUUGAUUCUGCUGUUGACGUCCUGGUAGACCUUCUAUCUCGACAAUCGCAUUCUGAAAAAAAUUCCCUUUUCAUAUCUGAAGGGAUUUUACUUCUGGGCUCCCUUGCUUUCCAAUCUUCUGCGUCCGAGAAACCCAAAAGUAUUUGCUUGGACUUGCUCUGUAAGUUUCUGGAAGAGGAUAUCAGAUUUGUUUUCUCAUCUGAUGAGAUGGCCUCCCUUGUACUUGCGGGCGCUGGUUAUGCACUCUCUUCUCCACUGAAAAUAUGUUUCAGAAGAAUUCUAGAGAUUUUGCUCUGCUUUUGGGGUGGAGGCGAUCAGUUCGGCAUUUCUCAAGGGCUGAUGCUACUGCAUUUGAUCGAGUGGGUUGUAUCGAAUCUCUUGAGGUCACGUUCCGUGGAUAAAAUGGAAAAUUUGAGAGACGUGUUGGAAAAUGUUGAGCCUGCAUAUUUUUCGUAUGCUGUGAUCAUGGCUGCAGCUGGUGUGCUGAGGGCUGUAAAUAGAUCUGGAACAAGUGGUUUCAUGUAUCUUUCGAAUUGCGCAGAGGAACGAAUUGAGACUGUGGCACGGAAUUUUGUCCCCAGAAGUAGAGGUUUUGAUUGUGAUGAAAAUAAACCUGGGGCUAACCUUCUUUUGCAUUUUAUGGCAAUAGCUUUAUCCCGGAGUGGUUCAGUUUCUCAUAAACCCUCGUUUCUUAUCUCACUUGCGUUGGCACUGUUGACCGAAGUGUUCCCUUUGCAGCAUUUCUGUAACAAAAUUCUUAGAUUUCCCGACGAAAAUCGAGCUGCAGUACUUGAUGAGAUCAAUGGGCAUCUGAGUAGCUUCAUCUUCAAGGAAGCCGGAUCGAUAACGGGUGUGCUUUGUAAUCAAUAUGCAUCAGCCGAUGAUGACAGCAGAAGCACGGUGGAGAAUCUCAUAUGGGAUUACUGUCAGGAAGUUUAUUCAUGGCAUAGGCAGACAAGGGUGGUGCUUGUUGGAAAGGCAGAUAAUCUAAUCCGGGAGAUAGAGAAAAUUGCUGAAUCUGCAUUCCUUAUGGUUGUGGUUUUUGCAUUGGGAGUAACAAAACAUAGAUUAGGCCCAAAUAUAGACCGAGAAAGUCAACUUGAAAUCUCAUUAAGAGUAUUGAUUUCGUUCUCUUGUAUGGAAUAUUUUCGUCGGAUGCGUUUGCCCGAGUAUAUGGAUGCAAUUAGAGCAGUUGUCGUAAGCGUUCAGGAGAAUGAAUCAGCUUGUGCCAAAUACAUAGAGUCCAUGCCUUCCUAUGACGAUGUGAUCAAUAAUCACGGUUCUUUCAACUUCCAAAAAUCAGACUAUCUGUGGUCCAGUGAUGAGGUUCAGACUGCCCGCAUCAUAUUUUAUAUGCGUGUUAUUCCUACUUGUGUUGAUCGUUUACCAGCAUCAACAUUUAAGAAAGUGGUAGCUCCCACUAUGUUCCUAUACAUGGGGCAUCCCAAUGGGAAAGUUGCCAGAUACACGCAUUCGGUCUUUGUGGCUUUCAUGGCUUCUGGGAAAGAUCCUACUCAUGAUGAAAGAGCUUUACUGAAAGAGCAACUUGUCUUUUAUUACAUACAGAGAUCGUUGGAGGGAUAUCCUGGGAUUACACCAUUUGAGGGAAUGGCAUCUGGAGUUGCUGCACUCGUUAGACAUCUUCCCGCUGGUAGUCCGGCAAUAUUCUUUUGCAUUCAUAGUCUUGUCGAGAAGGCCACUAGCCUCUGCAGCACAAUCAGCAGGCAUGAUAGCCAUGACUGGAAAAACUGGGAAGGGGAGUUGGAGCCUCCUAAAAAGUUGCUAGAUCUGCUUUUACGGCUACUCUCAUUAGUUGAUAUACAGGUUCUAGCAACUUUGAUGAAGUUAUUGGCCCAGCUGAUUGUGCAGCUACCUCUGAAUGGCCAGAAUUCGCUCCUUAAUCAACUGUAUCAACAAAUCGCUGAUUCCGAUGAUGUCAUACGAAAACCUGCUCUGGUUUCCUGGGUGCAGUCUUUAUCGUAUCUUUGUUCUCGGGGUGCAAACAAGAAAAAUUCUUUAUUAAGCUCGAUAAGCAUGAACAGGAUUAGUGCCCGGCUCUAG